UUUUAUUAACACAAAAAUAAAAGAGAGACCUUUUUGAUUCAGGAAUGUGAGAAAACUUUAAUCCGCCGGAGGAGGUAACGAUGUCACUCUGCCGGAAAAUUCAUAGUUCAGGUAGACUGGCUCGUGGGUCAGACCCAAGGUUCGAAAACCCUAAUUGAAGAAGAAGAACACAAUGUCUCAGACGUUUUCGUCAGGCACGAUACAAAAGAUAAAGCAGGCAGCUUUGGGGCCUAAUUUGUCUUGGCAGCACGAUGAAGAACGGUACAGUCGAUCUUGGGUUUAAAAGCACGCAGCUUUUUGUAAAAAUCUCUUCUUGGCUACUCAAUCAAGAACUGCACUAUAAUAGAAAUAUCUUUUCUGAAGCCGCUGGUGCGUUUUCUAGUGAUUUAAGAGGCUGGUCUUAUAGGAUUCUUGUUGCUUCUGCCACAACGAGACUCUGCUAUUCGUAACAGAUGAGCCAUGUCGAUUUCUUGAAGGUUUUGAAACCCUUUGGUUUGAAAAUUGAUGGUUAUUGCCUGGAAGUUUAAUUAGAGUGUGGUUGUUGGCUUGUUGCGUUGUAUACAAUGCUGAAAAUUUUGUGGUUUGACUGAUGAUGUAAUAAGGUGUGGACAGAAUCUUUAUGAUGCAGAGUGGGUGUCAUGAUACAGAGUUGGCAGAGACUUUGUUUAUCUUAUUUUAGAGACACUUGAGGAGAGGUGACAUUAGGGUAGGCCUAAGAUCUUUAUCAAGAUCAAGUUUUUCUCCAAAUCACACAACUCGAUUUGGUUUACUGUGAAAAUGUACAUUACAAGGCGUUUGUCAGAGUACCAGAGGAAUCCAGCAGAGCUAACACGACCUCCUCCUGAAGGUCCAAACUCUGGAAUUUUGGUAAUCCAAGACCAAGACAAACAUAGACGGGCUACAUGCUGCUUCAGCUCGUGGUUGGUGUUGGAAACUUGUCUAAGUGGUUUGCCAUUGCCGCAAAAUCUUAAGCUAGCAGUCACGUUCAAUAUCGGAGGGGAUGACGCUACUCGUGAUCCAGUUGUGUUCAUUCCUGUUCUUGAUAAGCCUCUAUCUUCAAACUGUUACUACGCUAUUAAACGACGUGGGAAGCAUUCAGGUAAAGCGGCUGGUAAUGCGAAAGAGGAUGAUAUAGAAACCGCAUGCUUUUGUAUUAAGCAAGUUGCUGAAGCUGAACACAAACAGCUAGAUCCUUUUGACAUAUACCAACAACUCGAGAUCCAUCAAAAGAACCCGUCUUCACGUAGGCGUUAUUACUACGCAACAUCUGUUGCUCCUGAUGGAAUCCCACCAUGGUUUCUCAGGAAUAGAGAGUGGAAUGUUGAAUGCGUGAGGUCCCAAGACUUUGAACUGACAGAUGAUGCAAAAGGAGUCAACAAAGAGCUUCGUGCCGAGCUUCCAAAUCUUGGUAUGAGCACUGUGGUUGGGAAGUGGUAUGUCCCUUUCAUAUUCGUGAAAGAAAGAGACGCAAAGGAUCAGAUCAAGAAUUCAAUGUAUUAUUACAGCAUGACUCUUGAACAAAGAUGGGAAGAAGUUUUUUCUUGUGAUGACGACAAAAGUGAGAAGCGUGAUGUUGUAUUUGAUGUACAAGGAGAGACAGAAGUUGUUAAGCUUGAGGGACAAGAAGAGAUUGAAAGAGGUGUGGAAGCAAACGGGUUUGUCUGGUUUGGGGUUGGAGAUGAAAAGAUUGGUUUAGGAUCGGUUGUUGUUGAGAGAAUGAAAUGGGAAGAAGAGAGAUUUGGGUGGACAAGUAAAGGUGACCAGGAGAAAGAAAUGGCGGGUAAGAGAUUGAAGAAAUCAAAAGAUGGUAGCUUUUGGACGAGUUAUCAGUGUUAUGUUCUGAUAGAGAGCUUUGUGUUGAAGAGGAUGGAUGGGAGUUUGGUCUUAACAUAUGAGUUUACUCACGUCGAUAAGGUCAAAACCAAAUGGGAUUAAGUAUUGUCACACAACGAAUCUG
This is a messenger RNA of Camelina sativa (false flax), 1957 nucleotides long. RefSeq lists its product as uncharacterized. The record is from RefSeq and is a predicted model, not a curated record. NCBI's taxonomy places the organism in Eukaryota, Viridiplantae, Streptophyta, Magnoliopsida, Brassicales, Brassicaceae.